AUGCAGGCCAAGAAGAUUGACUGGGUGCUGUUGGCCUACUUUGCGCUGUGGUACUUGGGCAACUAUUACUACAACAUCACAAACAAGCUGGCUCUGAAGGCGGCCGGAGGCGCGAAGGGCUUCCCGAUGACUAUUGCGACGAUGCAGGCAGAAGACUGCUGGUUUGCCAAUGGUUUUCAUAUGUUUUCACUCGGUUUUGGCGGGGCACAGGCCAGGUUGUAG
Molecule: messenger RNA, 222 nt
Organism: Symbiodinium pilosum
Lineage: Eukaryota; Dinophyceae; Suessiales; Symbiodiniaceae
Source: the annotation of a GenBank genome assembly